Molecule: messenger RNA, 513 nt
Organism: Knipowitschia caucasica
Lineage: Eukaryota; Metazoa; Chordata; Actinopteri; Gobiiformes; Gobiidae
Source: the annotation of a GenBank genome assembly
AUGCCCCUCCCCUCACAUUUCCGUAUUGGCUCAGUAGCGAUCAGCAACAGUACUUAUAGACACCCCAGUGCACAGGAAGGUAAGCUGCUGUCAGGCUUCACUCGUUCUGCCAGAUCUCGAGUAGCUGCCGGACGCUGUUUAGCAGCCUCCUACCACGGCCACUGGUUAAAAGUCGUGCGUGGCCAUGUCUCCUCACUAACUUUGUACAUAGUGCUCAUGCAGCUACCCUGGUGUGGCGCACCAAGCCCCAGUGGAGCAGCAGACCCGGCCCAGCAGAGCGGAGCAGUGCGCCAGGCCCAGCCCAAGCCCCAGCAGAGCGGAGCAGCGCGCGCCAGCAGAGAGCGGCCCCAGCAGAGAGCGGCCCCAGCAGAGAGCGGCCCCAGCAGAGAGCGGCCCCAGCAGAGAGCGGCCCCAGCAGAGAGCGGCCCCAGCAGAGAGCGGCCCCAGCAGAGAGCGGCCCCAGCAGAGAGCGGCCCCAGCAGAGAGCGGCCCCAGCAGAGAGCUCCUCCUUAA